Molecule: messenger RNA, 2082 nt
Organism: Penicillium diatomitis
Lineage: Eukaryota; Fungi; Ascomycota; Eurotiomycetes; Eurotiales; Aspergillaceae
Product: putative C6 transcription factor (Leu3)
Exons: 6
Coding region: 1-2082 (693 amino acids)
Biological process (GO): regulation of DNA-templated transcription; DNA-templated transcription
Cellular component (GO): nucleus
Molecular function (GO): DNA-binding transcription factor activity, RNA polymerase II-specific; zinc ion binding; transcription cis-regulatory region binding
Source: RefSeq, a predicted model, not a curated record
AUGGCGGGUGUGAACAAUCAUGUCUCAGGGCCUGCAGCUGCUGUGGACGCUGCGUCAAAUCGCAAACGCACUGUAGCAAUGGCAGGAAUGGACAGCUCCCCCGGCAGCAUUGAUGAUGGUGAAGAUAUCGACCGUGAUGAUCGAAGGCGACAGCCGGUGAAGCGUGCCUGUAAUGAGUGUCGACAGCAAAAGCGAGUCGGAAAACGAAGUCGCAAUGCGGAAAUGGAACGAGAAAUUAUCGAACUCAGAAAGCAGAUCGCGACCGCGAAUUCCGGUGCAGGCGCCUACCAGCAGCAACCACAGCUUUCGGCGGGCCAAGUCACGCCCAAGCAAGAGUCGAACCAUGUCAGUCCCGCCGGAGUCUACCAAACACCGUCAGCCAUGUCCGCGGAUCAAUACAUGGGUUCACAGGAGGCGGUCGCAUCGCUGCUCGAUUUGCGAUCGGGCUACGACGGCUCUACCUACAUGCGCAACAAUACUCACCAGUUCAAACGGAUAGAAGACGUGAUAGUCGUGCCCGAAAAAGUCAAGGAGCUCUUCGGUCUAUUCUUCACAUACUACCACCCAUUCCUCCCAUUUCUAAACCGAACGAAACCCCCCGAGGAGUACUUUUCUGCUUCGCCACUCCUAUUCUGGACGAUUGUCAGCGUCGGCGCAAGGCGAUAUCAGAGUGAUUCAGGCCUACUGACUUCCCUUGCCGGGCCCGUGACUCGCCUUGUCUGGAGUACGCUGGCCGAUAUACCCCAGAGCUACCAUGUGGUCAAGGCGCUCUGUCUUUUGUGCUCGUGGCCGUUCCCUACAAGCAGCACCUCAACAGAUCCCACAUUCAUGCUUUGUGGUAUGAUGAUUCAGGUCGCGAUGCAGCUGGGUCUUCAUCGCCCGUCGCAUACCCAAGAUUUCAGCAAGUUCAGAGUGGAGCUUAUUGAAGAAGAAUUGAGGGACAAGGUGCAGACGUGGGCUAUCUGCAAUAUUGUUGCGCAGCGAGUGUCUACGGGCUAUGGUCAGCCGCCCUCAACGCUUUACGACUGGACUUUAUCGGGCGAUUCCACCGAUCCCAACUUCAAACUUCCGUCAGAUAUCCUGUCUCGGCUUAAUGUCGAAAGAUUCUGUGACAAGAUUACAAAAGCUCUGUACAGCAACCGACGUGACCCGGUUGGUCUCUCUACUGAUCAAGAGAGACACGCAAUGAUUUCAUUUCUGUCCCGUGACUAUGAUGAGCUAGAGGAACAACUCAAGCCACAACAAGAUGCCGCAAAUUUACAUUUGCAUCUUUCUGCAUUCUUUGAUGAGCCUUCCAAGAAGGAUUAUCGCGAACGUCUUCUCGCCUUAUAUGUCGCCACUACAUCUUUCCUUGAAGCGGCCAUGACAUUGGAAACGGAUAUGGGACCCGUGCUUUCCUAUACGCCCUAUUACAUAUAUCAGAUGAUGGUCGCAGCUGGGUGCACACUUCUCAAGCUGAGCAAGAGUUUCUUCUCGUCCCAUAUUGAUAUGGAACACACGAAGAAUCUUUUCAAUCGCACAAUCUGGGCUAUUCGUGGCGUGUCAGUGUCUAGCAACGACCUCCCAGAGCGGCUUGCCGAGGUGCUUGCUCAGAUGUGGAGGCUCGGAGGUGGCACUCAGCGGGUAGCUGGUGGUAACACCGACGUGGAUGAUUCUCUAAGGUUGAAAGUGCGGUGUCGUAUGAGCAUGUCCUUGCUUUUCGACUCUGUCUGGCGAUGGCGAGAGGAUACGCGGACGAAGGGACGGAACAUUGAAGCAUAUCUCAAAAACCCUACGAAUCCAGACUCGGCAGCGGAUUCAUCUGCCGCAUCCUCAGUGGGCCUAACUAGAACCCACUCAUCCACUCCUGGGAUCUCUGGGGCCGAUCCCAGCCUAGCACCAGCGCCCAUGCUGGCUACGCCCACUCUCGGAGUACAACAACCGAGUUCGGGAGUUAACGCGGGAGUUAACAGUCUCCCUAGUGGAUUUAUGGAGCCAAACUACGAGGUCUUCGAUCCAUUAAACUGGCUUCUCGACGGGCUCGUCGAUCUGCCAUACUCUUAUUCGACCAUGGGUGGUAUAGAGCCUCAAAGUAUUGUAUAG